AUAGUGAAAAAAGGAAAACUUUGUUAUGAUGCUGUACUAGCAGACUACAGAGAUGCUUCUUUCUUAAAUGGCCAUAUGGGGGGCAAUGCUUCCACGUCACAUCUGAGGGGCAAAUGCUAUAGCAGGUUCAUAAUUUUGUGUAAAGCAACUUUAACCAAAAAUAUGGUAAAUUCAGCAGGCUUCAGGAUAGUUACCAAAUGUAUACUUUUCUCAAGCAUGUAUCACUUCCAUUAUCCCUUUUUUCUUCAUUUUGUAGAUCUCUCCAGUAAAAUGUUCACCUUCCCAGAGAAAACUCGAACUGCUAAUGUGAGACUGACAACAUCAGGGCAGAUGUUCAGUGCUGUGACUGUCUGUCUCAGGUCUAUGACAGACCUUUCCAGAAGUCAUGCCCUUUUCUCUCUGUCCACACCAUCCUCUGACAAUGGCUUUCGGAUAUUAAAGGGAGCUGCAAAUGAUGCAAUUAAUGUUAGUGUCCUAAAUGUUGGUGCUGGAUUUCGAGGUCAGGACUACAAGCUCAACACGUGGCAUCCUAUUUGUUCCACAUGGGACUCUGAGUCUGGUCUGGCUCAGCUGUGGUUGGAUGGGAAGCCCUCAAUUAGGAAAUUCACUGGAGGAUCAAACAUCACGGACCCCAUUGUUAUCCUCGGACAGGAGCAGGAUUCCUACGGUGGAAAGUUUGACCGUAGGCAGUCUUUUGUUGGCAUGAUCACUGAUGUCCACAUGUGGGACCACACCCUCUCAUCCUGUGAGAUCCAGCGCUACGUGGAUGACCGAAACUUCUCCCCAGGGAACGUGCUGAACUGGAGGGCGCUGGAGUUCCAGACCACCGGACGAGUGCUGAUAGAAAAUAAGCAAUCACCCUGUUACUAAAGCCACGCUACAACAAGACCUCCAUGUAAGGUCUUUUCUUUUAAGUAAGAUGCUUACACCCUGCAGACCUUAACAGUGGUUAUGUAUAACUUUAUUUUGUGGCUUUAAUCAGCUUGGAUUAAAAAAAAAAAAG
Messenger RNA from Acanthopagrus latus (yellowfin seabream), 1003 nucleotides. RefSeq names its product serum amyloid P-component-like. The coding region runs from base 76 to 870 and encodes 264 amino acids. Lineage: Eukaryota; Metazoa; Chordata; Actinopteri; Spariformes; Sparidae. The record is from RefSeq and is a predicted model, not a curated record. The transcript has 3 exons.